Messenger RNA from Nicotiana attenuata, 1752 nucleotides. Its product is annotated as histone-lysine N-methyltransferase ASHR3. Gene Ontology annotation, cellular component: chromatin; nucleus. NCBI's taxonomy places the organism in Eukaryota, Viridiplantae, Streptophyta, Magnoliopsida, Solanales, Solanaceae. Gene Ontology annotation, molecular function: histone H3K36 methyltransferase activity; protein binding. The record is from RefSeq and is a predicted model, not a curated record. Bases 131 to 1582 code for a protein of 483 amino acids. Gene Ontology annotation, biological process: regulation of DNA-templated transcription. The transcript is spliced from 11 exons.
CUGAAAUUUCCACCCAAAUCCUUUCCCUCUUCUCUCUCCCACACACACAGUCACACAGUGACACAUACAACUGAUGCAAACAAUUCUCUCCAAAAACUACACACCGAAACCCUCUUAAUUAUCAAUCUUUAUGGUUUUAAAAAUGCCUGAUUUUGGCAAUCUUUUGGACCCAAAUAUUGAAAUUUCAAGUGAAUCAGAUAGCCAAAUCCAGGCCCUUAUUGUUUCUGACCCAAAUACCCAAAUGGGGUUCCCUAUUUUGCAUAAAGAAGAUGAAUUGAAACUUGAAAAUAGGGUUUUGAGGCAGUGUGGUGGUGGGUCUGUGGCGAAAAGGAGUUUGGAUGAUUAUGUUAAAGAUUGGGUUCAGAGGAAAGUCAAUGCUGGUGUUGAUAAAAACAAUUGUUUCUUGCCAUUCCUUGUUCAUGCUCCUAAAUUGGUUGAGUGCUCUGUUUGCCAAAGAUUGAUUUUUCCUGGUGAGGAGGUAGGAUGCUCUGUUCGAGAUUGUAUGGGAGUUUUCCACUUAAAAUGUGCGAGAGAAAGACUUGGGUUAUCUUCUCCCAAAACAUUUAAGUGCCCUCAGCAUGUAUGUUAUGUUUGUAAUAAAAAGAUACAUCUCUGGCGGUGCAUCAGAUGUCCACUAGCAUCACACGAUAAGUGUGCAGCAUUUCCAGAGCACGUGGUUCAUUUGAAUGAUCAGCCAGGGCGAGUAAUUUGUUGGAAGCAUUCUGCCGAUUGGCAUUUGGAGAAGCAUGAAGCCCCAUUGAGUAAUUUUGAGGAGAUAUUCAAUCAUUUGCCUUUACCAUACGUGGAGGAGGAGUUCAAGAUUGACAUAAAUUGGAAAGACAUGAUUGAAAACAGAUUUGAACCACCACCAUACGUGCAUAUCAAGAGAAAUGUCUACCUCAUUAAGAAAAAACGUGAUGGCGUUAAUGCUGAUAUUGGGUGCACAAACUGCAGAUCUACAGAAUGUUCGGACAAUUGUGUUUGCAGGGUUCAAUGCAUAAGUUGUUCGAAGGCGUGCCGUUGCUCUGAUAUGUGCUCAAACAGACCUUUUCGGAGAGAGAAAAGGAUAAAAGUUGUCAAGACAGAACUUUGUGGUUGGGGGGUAGUAGCAGCUGAAUCCAUAAAGAAAGGUGACUUCAUAAUUGAGUACAUCGGUGAAGUUAUUGAUGAUGCCUUGUGCGAGAAAAGGCUGUGGGAUAUGAAAUAUAAGGGAGUGAAAAAUUUCUACAUGUGUGAACUACGGAAAGAUUUCACAAUUGAUGCAACAUUCAAGGGAAACUUGUCCCGCUUUCUCAACCAUAGCUGCGAUCCUAAUUGCAAACUGGAAAAAUGGCAGGUUGAAGGUGAGACUCGAGUUGGUGUCUUUGCUGCUCAAUCCAUUGAAGUAGGAGAACCUCUGACCUAUGAUUACAGAUUUGUGCAGUUUGGACCAGAAGUGAAGUGCAAUUGUGGAGCUUCGAAUUGUCAAGGCUAUUUGGGUAGCAAGAAGAAAAUUGUGACUACACUGGACAUCUGUUGGGGUACGAAACGCAGGAGAACAUCUACGUCUUGCCUAGCGAUCAUUAAAUUGAAUACGUGUUAGCCAAUUCUUUUAUUUGGUCAUUUGUUUUUGUAUUUUGCUGUUUCCACUAAAUGCAAUAAGCCAAAAGCUAGCCACUGAAAAAAAAAAGGAACAAUGAUUUUGUUGUAUGAAGCUGUUACAUUGGCCACAGAUACAUUGAUUUAUACUGUUAUACACCCUUUUUCAACAUA